CCCAAAGCUCAGCACGAUGGGAACGCACAGAGAGGUGGUCGGAGGGUCGCGGAUACAUUCAAAGCGUUUUUUACUGUGGGAGGGCCUAAACGACUUGCGCCGCCACUGGAAGCCAGUGACCGUGUUGGAGAGACCAUCGUAUGGGAUAUGUAUAGUGGCGACGUUGGGCUUAAAUGCGGAUCUCUCGUGAAUUGGCCAAAUUGUGAGCACGAGGCCCCUCAGGGACAGGGCACUUUGGAUAGAUUUUUGACUGAAGCGCCACCGGACUCCGUCGUGCUCUCCAUACCAGGCGAGAAAGAGCUACUGGACAGCCAAACUGUCAUCGUCCUUUUGAAGUUUGAUCACAUAAAAAGAAAAGAGGAGGCAGAGUAUUUUUCACGGGAAUUCAGCUAUGUGCAAUUCGACGCCAAGAGGAACAAGUACUUUGCUCCCGAAAAACUCCAAAUAACAAGGGAAAAACAGGAAUGGCUUUCCGCAAGGGCAAAAGAUAUUGUGGUCUUCACAACAUCGAUGUCUGAAAGUAUAGCACUUCCACUAAUUCGAUUGAAACACCUUUUCUCUCAUUAUGAUACUCCCGUGAUUCAGGUUUUAAAUCCGGAUUUCUUAUGGCUCAAAAGAGGUGAAUCUAUUUCUCUUUGCCCUGACGGUCAUUUUGCUGUGACGAAACAGACGCCGGGAACCGAUAAUAUCUGCGAAAAUCACGAUGAACUGUCUCAUGAAGAUAUGCCGAUGGAUAUGGAGGAGAUGUAUGAACCACAUUUUGAAGCGGUUAUGGAUAGCGAUGUCGACUUAGUGUCAACUUCAGAUCAGGUAGCUGGACAUCCUUCACUUCAGGCUUUUUGCAGAACUUUUACUCGCAAGCAAGAUAAACAACAACUCACUUUGGAAAGAAUUUUGAAAGGGGAGGAACGACUGCAAGAAGGUGUCUGUACUCUAGAUGCAAGAAUGAAACAAGUACAGAAUGAAAUGAUCGUUCAAGAGGAACUGCGAAAAGCAGCUUCAAAGUACUCCACUCUACAACUAGAAAGCAAGUUUGGCCUGGAUGCAGACCAUGAACUUGAGAAGAAACUCGAGCAGCUGGAAAGCAUAGGCAUCAAAUUUACAGAGAAACACAAAAGUUGGCUUUUGAACUUGCCUUGGUUGCAAUUAAUCCUAGACACAUCAAAUUUGGCAAAUUCAUUUAUACGGUGCAAACUCUGCAACAGAGAAGCUAGGCCGAAAGAAGACGCUUUUUGGUUCCGCCAUUGCUCGACUAUUGAGCCCUGUCCCGAUGAGAAAUGUGUAAAUCUGAUGGGAGCAGGAAGUGUUUUGUGUAUCAAACGAGUAUCAAAUUAUUAUCGCGGCUGGGGUGCCGGUAUCGUUCGCGCCAUCGGGCGCCACCCCAAUUCCAAAGAGCACGGUGAGGGAUUAAAGAUUUUUCACAUGGCGGUUGGAGCUCAAGAGCAACAAAAUCAAGAACUUGCGGUAAAAGCCACCAUAACAGCAACAGUGGGAGCCUACACUAUAGCUAAGCAGGGUCUUCCUUUGACUUCGCAGUUUCCCCUAAUGAUGUUUGCACUGAGAGCGGGAGCGGUUGUUGGUAGUGCUCACUACGAAGCCACAACCGCGAAACGAAUGAUAAAAACUUUUGCAGUGCACAUUGAAUACGAACUGUUCAGUUAUCUGAUAGCAAAUGACCUCCCAUUUUCCAUACUAAUGGAUGGAUCAUCAUCCUCGAGAGGGACGAAGUGGAUGGCGUAUAUGAUUCGCACUAUAACUCCCUCAUUUGAACCAUACACUUUCCACUUUCUCAUCGCCGAAAUAUCGCGCGAAACAGGUCAGAUUAUAACGGACGUUCUACUCUCACAUCUUAACGACCUGGACUCUUGGGUUACAUCUCCCGGUCUCAGGAUCUCACCACAUGAACAUGCUAUGAAACGACUAGUUGCUAUCACCACUGAUGGAGCGGCUACGAUGACCGGUCGUGAUGAAGGUGUUUUCGGUAGGCUUCAAAGUUACAUCAAAUCGAGAAGCUCAUCUCCAGUAAGAACUGAACUGCUCUUAUCUGUGUGCGCUGCCCAUAAACUGAAUAUUGCAAUGAAAAACGCAAAACACAUUGCUUACACGCUUGCCAGAGCACUUAUAAUGGAGAUGCACACAAUUUUUGGGUCUCCACAGUCAUCAUCCGCAAGGCGACAUUACAAGGACACAGCACGUUUGAUGUCGUUUACGGAUCUACAGAUGGGCCAAUUUUUUGCAAUUCGAUGGUCGGACAGCUUCAGCAAAGGGCUAAGUAACAUUAUUCGUAUGUGGCCUGUAUUAAUCGAAAGCUUGGAUAAAGUGGACAGCGACAGGAGCAUUUCUGAAAAUCUACGUGUCAGGGCGAAAUGCGCUUCCUGGGUAAUGCGGGAUGGACGCGUAUUCCUUAUGAUGAAGCAUGUCUUAAAUGCUCUUCGCAAAGUCUCCUCUCUAUCGCUGUUCUUCCAAAAUACUGACAGUAUGGCCAUAGAUGCAAUAGAAGCUGCUCGUGGUGCUGCACAAUCGCUGUUAGACGGGUCACUGAAAAAUGAUCUACAUCAGGAACUGAUGGCAUACAAAUCUGUAAUAAAUGUUUAUGAUGGAAAACACCUAAAACGAGUGGACGAGUAUUUUCUGACGAAGUAUUAUGAAAAAUUAGAAGAUAGUCAAAAA
Messenger RNA from Cylicostephanus goldi, 2670 nucleotides. The record is from the annotation of a GenBank genome assembly. Lineage: Eukaryota; Metazoa; Nematoda; Chromadorea; Rhabditida; Strongylidae.